This is a messenger RNA of Fusarium proliferatum ET1, 2454 nucleotides long. Its product is annotated as CHS-3 chitin synthase 3. Gene Ontology annotation, molecular function: chitin synthase activity. Gene Ontology annotation, cellular component: cell septum; cell periphery. The transcript has 5 exons. The record is from RefSeq and is a predicted model, not a curated record. NCBI's taxonomy places the organism in Eukaryota, Fungi, Ascomycota, Sordariomycetes, Hypocreales, Nectriaceae. Bases 1 to 2454 code for a protein of 817 amino acids.
AUGUCGACGUCGGACCGGACACCUCUAUUCCCACAGGUUCCCGCCUACGUCGAAGAUCCUAACCAUGGCAUGGAGCUGCAAGACGUCGCAAGGCAUGACACAUUACUGUCACCCGCUGGCAAUGCAUCCAACUCUCAAGUCCACGUGCCCAUUCCUUCAGACCUUGCGGAAGCCGCUGGCCUCAAUCUCGAUUCAACUACUGAGGAGAAUGUCUAUGAGAUGGCCCAUCUGACCUAUACACCCAUAUCGACUGAUCCCCAGGAGUUCAACGAAAAACACCAUCUGCGCCCCAAGCAAUUCAAGUACGCUCGCCAGACAGAAAUUCUAGUCGGCAUCACGGUUUACAGUGAACCGAAGCAUCUCCUUCGGCGUACGUUGCAGAGUAUCGUUCAUAAUUUAUUGUAUUUAAAUAUCCGCCCUGAGUCAAGGAUCUGGGGAAAGGGUUCUUGGACCAAAGUCGUGGUCUGCAUUCUCAUCGACGGUAUUGAGUGUGUGGAUCCUGGAGUUCUCGACGUUCUGACGAGUAUUGGGCUGUAUCAGAAUGGACUGUGCAGAAAGACGACCGAGCAGGGAGAGGAAGUCACGGGACACCUUUUUGAGUUUACAUCUCAGCUGGCAACGCAUCUCGGCUGCGAGACAUACACAGACGGUGACGGGAAAACUUCCAAUAUGAAGUUUCCGGUACAACUAAUGCUGCUUAUGAAGGCUUCGAACUGCGGGAAACUUAACUCAUAUCGAUGGCUGUAUAGUGGAUUCGCUAGAGUCUUACAACCCAACAUCACAGUGCACCUGGAUGUCGGUACGAAGCUGGGCAAGCAAGCACUCUAUAAGCUCUGGAAGGAAUUCGAUAUCGAGCCAAUGCUUGCCGCUGCCUGUGGAGAGAUAUCCUGUUCUUUGGGUGGGAACUGGCUCAAUAUUCUCAAUCCUAUUGUUGCGGCGCAGAACUUUGAGUACAAGGUUGGAUUCCAGUUGGAUAGGACGUUUGAAUCUGCAACAGGCUUUCUAUCACUCUUGCCGGGCGCCUGUUCUGCUUAUAGAUACGUGGGUAGUGCUGGUAAACCGCUUGAGGAUAUGCUCCUCGGAGAUCCAACAUGGAUCCAAGGCCAUAACCGUGAUCGCCUAUCCUUAUCGCCUGUCAAUCUCAAUCGCCAUCUCGCAGACGACAGAGUCAUUUGCUUCCGGAUCAUCAGCAAGCCAAACACUCAUUGGCUCCUGAAAUAUGUUCCCGUCACCGCUACUACUGACAUCCCCAUGACGACAACGGACUUCAUCAACCAAAGGCGACGAUGGCUCAACGGAGCGUUUUUCUCGACUAUUUAUGUCUUGAAGAGAUGUGGACACUUGUGGAGGUCUGAACACUCACGGAUGCGCAAGUUGACCUUUUUUAUCCCUAUAAUUCAUAGUGUUCUGGCUCUUGUCCUAGCUUGGUUCUCUCUUGCAGCAUUUCUACUCUCGACAUUUACUAUCAAUAGUAUCUCGGGAGAUCCCCCAAAGGAUGCACCCACUGGCGGAUUCCCUUUCGGGAAAGCAACACCAAUUGUCAACGCCGUCAUUCAGAUAGUGUACCUGGCGACUGUCUUGUUCCAGUUUAUACUUGCCCUCGGGAGUCGACCAAGAAAUCAUCGAAUUAGCUACAUCAUCUCAUUCGCUAUUUUCGGACUCAUCCAGGCUUACCUGAUAAUGAAUCUGGUCUAUCUAGUCAAACGGGUCGCUGACUACAAGGCCGAUGAUACUGGAUCUAGUAACUACGCCUAUAUCGGGGACUUCUACGCCGACAUUGGCCAGAGCACCAUCAUCGUCGCUGCAUUCUCCGUUUUCGGCGUGUAUAUCCUGAGCGCUCUCCUGGCACUUGAUCCAUGGCACCUUCUUACAUCCUUUGCCCAAUUUCUGUUCAUAUCAUCUUCUUAUGUCAACAUUCUCAAUAUCUACGCUUUCAGCAACACACAUGAUGUCAGCUGGGGCAGAAAAGGUCGCCAUGAAGAUACUGAAGCGGGCCAGAGACAAGAAGGUCCAAGACCAGCUACCAUCGAGAGACGAUUCACGUUUUCUGACCAAGACCCUAAUAUUCGAUCUGCAGCCACCCAGCGUGAUGAGACUCCCGAAGCUAGAAAUGCUGAGUAUCAACAGGCGCUUUCUCGAUUAGCAGCUGGAGACGAGACACUGAGUCGCGAGAAGAAGCGCCCCCAGGUUCUGGCAGUGGCCGACGCCAUGAUGGAGUUCCGCACAAUUCUACUCGCGUCUUACAUUUUCUCAAACAUUUUUGUUUGUCUUAUCGUCUUGAACGACAGUCUGAAGAUACUGUGGUGGCUUGGAGACUCGUAUUGGCACAAAGUCUGGUUCUUCCGUAUCUGGUUAUGGGCGAACUCGAUUAGCUUUUUGAUCAGGUUCGUAGGUUGUUUGUGGUAUCAUGUUAUGCGGGUAUUCAAUGGACUCUUUCGCGGCACUUUUAUGUAA